This is a messenger RNA of Glossina fuscipes, 1645 nucleotides long. RefSeq lists its product as uncharacterized. Lineage: Eukaryota; Metazoa; Arthropoda; Insecta; Diptera; Glossinidae. The record is from RefSeq and is a predicted model, not a curated record. The coding region runs from base 181 to 1485 and encodes 434 amino acids. The transcript is spliced from 6 exons.
AAAAAAAAAAAAAAAAAAAAAUUUGAAAAAAUAAAUACAUUUUUAUAGAAACGAUCGCACAAACAAGCGCUGACAAUAACUUCGCUUUUAAUAAUACUUGCAAUUGAAUUAUUGGUGCUCUGACGAAGUUGUACUGCAGAAUAGUAAAUUAUCGGAAUACAAUUGAGACAAAUUAAUGUGAUGUCGCAGGCCGGCGUGAAUAUAGGUUUUGCCAAGUGUUUUAUAUUCUUUAUGGCGGCUGCUAUAUUGCUGCAAGGCUGCGGUUACUUAGCUCUUUCCAUAUGGGGCAUAAUGUUGAGGCAAUGCACAAAUAUGUCCGACUCUGCGGACAUAUCAAGUCAACCGUUUCAUUUCAUUAUGAAUUUGAUUUAUUUUUUAAAUAAAGAGUGUGGUUCUCCUAACAUCACUUUACCGAUAAAUCAGGAAACUGUUACUUUAAAUGUUUCUUGGGACGAUUCUUUUAAGCUUACUCAUCGUACAUAUAUAUUUUUAUUAACGUACACUGCUAUUAGUGCCACUUGGAUAAUUACUUCAUUACUGGUGAUUUCUAGUAUAUGGGGACCAGUUAGUAAAACCGUAGCGUGGUUUUGUUUUGGGCCUUGGUUUCUCGUCAUCGUCGCUGGCAGUAUUGUGGAUGCAAUAGCUACCGGAUAUCAUGUUAAUGAUAUAAUACAGACAGUGUCUGCCGAGAAGACAUUUGAUUAUGUGGGUGCGUCAUCAAGUAACGACGAUGUAAUGAAAUUUCUAAAAAGUUAUGACGCCUACUUCAUUACGCCUGCUGUAGUGAUGACUUGCAUAAGCUCGCGCAUCAUAUUGAUUUGGUUGUUAAACAUUUUUGGUUCAGCUUUUUGCUUAUCACUAUCGCGACUACUCGCGAAACCGAAUUCUUCUAGCAAAGGUAGUGUUAGCAGUGGAGCCACCGAUAGUACGGCACCUUUACCGCGUUUGCCUAUCGUUAGUCAAACGAAACGCGAAUAUAGCAAAGAGACGCAAACAACUAUGGCAAAAGAUGAACAGCGACAUGUACCGCUGAGACUAGCAUCGCAACUACAGGAGGAUCAUCUAAUAAAACCUAAACCUUUGCAAGUACAAAAUGUUUAUUCACUUCAAAGAGAACCGUCAUUAAUUGUUAAGCAGCAAGCUGAGACUGCGCCAAGUGCUCCAUUACGCAGAGAACACCCAACCAAUGAACAAACGAUUACGAAUCAUUCUACUAAUGCGAAUGCUGAUCGGUUAGACUACACCAGCCCGCAGACCCUUCAUCAACAGCAAUUGUCAACAGAAACUCCUCUUAAUUACCGUUAUAUUACUACAUCCGAAAACUACCAUAUGCCAAGUUUAAAUCCACGUGUUAGUGAGGAGUUGAGGGGGCAAUUACCGUGGUCUUACAUUAAUACGCAGCCAUCCAAUCAAAACAACCCGGCACGUAGAGCCACGUUACAAGCCUAUCCCGAGAUACCUGUGCCCGACUAUGAGAGGCACUGAAGCUAUUUAAAACUAGUCCUGUUAUUUUGUGAUAGCUUUUUUCUUUUUUUUUCUUUUUUUUUAUUAAUCUUGUUAACUAACUACACGCAAUUACUUAAAAAAUAAAUAAUUUAGCAAAAGUUUUUUUUUGGCUAUCAAUGGCAACGUUUUCUUAGAGCGA